GGCCCGGCGCCAACCCCGGGAGCGGCCGGGCUGUGGGAGGCGGAGCCCUGCCCAGCAAGAUGGCGCUGUCCGCGUUGUUGCGGUCCUUCUCGAAGCUGCUGGCCCCGGUCAGGCUCCAGAACGGCUCUCCAUCGAGAUCAAAGUUCUACAUUCGGGAACCGCCACAUGGCAAACCUAACUGGCUGAAAGUUGGACUGACCUUGGGCACCUCGGGUUUCUUGUGGAUCUAUCUCAUCAAACAACAUAAUGAAGAUGUUUUAGAGUAUAAAAGAAGAAAUGGGUUGGAAUAAACUUUUGAAAUAUUGAUACAGUAUGUUCCAUAUAGGGAUUAUAGCAGUUCCUCUGGAUUCAUCAAUCUGUUGAGUUGUAAACAUGAGAGAAAGAGUUAUAUGUGGAUAUAUGUUGUCAGCAUUUGUGUUUUAAAUAAUUAAAUUUUUGAAAACUU
Camelus dromedarius (Arabian camel) is the source of this 445-nucleotide messenger RNA. It is a transcript of the gene NDUFC1, whose product is annotated as NADH:ubiquinone oxidoreductase subunit C1. The record is from RefSeq and is a predicted model, not a curated record. The coding region runs from base 60 to 290 and encodes 76 amino acids. Gene Ontology annotation, cellular component: mitochondrion. NCBI's taxonomy places the organism in Eukaryota, Metazoa, Chordata, Mammalia, Artiodactyla, Camelidae. The transcript is spliced from 4 exons.